Neltuma alba is the source of this 792-nucleotide messenger RNA. RefSeq lists its product as uncharacterized. The record is from RefSeq and is a predicted model, not a curated record. The coding region runs from base 1 to 792 and encodes 263 amino acids. The transcript has a single exon. Lineage: Eukaryota; Viridiplantae; Streptophyta; Magnoliopsida; Fabales; Fabaceae.
AUGAGAGAGGUCCCCAGAACCACUUAUUCCAAGAGCCACUUGUCUAUAGGAUUUGGGUUCAGUUCUAUUGCUAAUGAUUACAAGAUAGUUAAGUUCUCUGUUUCUGGGUCUUAUUUUUAUGAGAGUAGGGGUUCGUAUAGGGCCUACAAGAAGGGCGUGAAUGGAGUGUUAGUGUAUUCAUUACACACAGGGUUGUGGAAAGAUGUGGAAUUUGGGAACAUAAAGGAUCUAUAUAUUUAUUCUGAAACAGCCACUGAUAAUAAUAAUGGAACCAUUAUUUGGCUUGCUCAAAAUUUGAAUGAUGAGAGUGGCAUAAUGGUCUCAUUUGACAUAGAAAUGGAGGUGUUUACAUUAAUACCAAGGCCUGCUUUAUACACUAGCUCAAUUUGUAUUCCUACUUUUCAUGAGAACAAACCAGCUAUUCUUUCUUACAGUGUGAUAGGAAACUCUCAAUCUGGUUUCAUUCAUUUGUGGGUGGUUGAGGAGAAUAGAUGUGCAUUUGGAGGGGGGAUAUGGACUUGGACUAAAAAAUAUAGCAGCAGCCCAAAUCUCUAUCCAUACUAUUUAAUUCCGCUGAACACUUGGAGGAAUGAAAUUGUUUGCACAGUUAGUCUUCAGAGUGAAUUCGUUCGGAGAACUGAAAAAUAUGGUGAAGCCUUGAAGGAUCGAGGAAGAACUUUAUAUUUGUUGACUCUCGCCACUAAUGAAAUUAAGAAGUUUGUUAUGAUAAAUAAUAAUGGUGGCUUUGGAAUCUUAAAUUAUGUGGAAAGCAUUGUACCAGUAGGUACCUAA